Molecule: messenger RNA, 1500 nt
Organism: Tripterygium wilfordii
Lineage: Eukaryota; Viridiplantae; Streptophyta; Magnoliopsida; Celastrales; Celastraceae
Product: BAHD acyltransferase DCR-like
Exons: 2
Coding region: 28-1353 (441 amino acids)
Source: RefSeq, a predicted model, not a curated record
UUCUUAGCUCAAGUUGUUAAAACAACAAUGGCAGCUGAAGGGGCCAAGAAUGAAGUGAAAAUCACAAGCAAAACCCACGUCAAGCCCAACAAGAAGCUUGGGAGAAGAGAAUGUCAGUUGGUCACCUUUGAUCUUCCCUAUAUAGCCUUCUACUACAACCAGAAGUUGCUGAUCUACAAGGGUAAUAAUGGUAUUGACUUUGAGGGGAUGGUUGGUAAAUUGAAAGAGGGGCUAGGGGUAGUCUUGGAAGAAUUCAAUCAACUGGCUGGGAAGCUUGGGAAAGACGAAGAUGGAGUUUUUAAGGUUGUCUAUGAUGAUGACACGGACGGCGUGGAAGUCAUUGAGGCCUCUGCGGAUGAUGUCAGCGUGGACGAUCUAACGGUUGAGGAGGGCACAAGUGCUUUGAAGGACUUGAUUCCUUACAAUAAUGUAUUGAAUUUGGAGGGGCUUCAGCGUCCAUUAUUGGCUGUGCAGCUGACUAAGCUGAAAGACGGACUCGCGAUAGGCUUGGCGUUUAACCACGCCAUCCUGGAUGGUACAUCCACGUGGCACUUCAUGAUUUCAUGGGCCCAAAUCUGCAACGGAUCUACAGCAAUAGUGGAGCCACCGUUUCUGGAGCGGACCAAGGUCCGCGACACUCGCGUGAAGCUCGACCUCUCUCUACCGCCUAACCCAGUCAAUGGAUCCAACGGCGAAGCCAUGGUGGCUCCACCACUACGAGAGAGGGUAUUCAAGUUUUCCGAUGCGGCAAUUGCCAUGAUCAAGUCAAAUGUCAACGCAAAACUUCCAUCGGACGGUUCCAAACCGUUCUCUACUUUUCAGUCUCUCGCCGUUCAUAUCUGGCGCCACGUAAGCCAAACACGAGAACUGAAACCGGAAGACUACACUGUCUUCACCGUCUUCGCCGACUGCCGGAAACGCGUGGAUCCACCGAUGCCAGAGUCUUACUUCGGAAACCUCAUUCAGGCUGUGUUCACGGUCACAGCAGCCGGGAUGCUUCUGGCGAAUCCGCCGGAUUUCGGUGCGUCCCUCAUACAGAAAGCGAUCGAAGCACACAACGCUAAAGCUAUCAAUGAGCGGAACAAAGAGUGGGAAAAGGCCCCGAAGAUCUUUGAGUUCAAGGACGCGGGAGUGAAUUGCGUGGCGGUGGGUAGCUCGCCGAGGUCUAAGGUGUACAGUGUGGAUUUCGGGUUCGGGCAGCCGGAGAUUGUUCGAAGCGGGUCGAAUAAUAGGUUCGAUGGGAUGGUGUAUUUGUAUCAAGGGAAGAAGGGAGGGAUUGAUGUGGAGAUUAGCCUUACACCUGAUGUUAUGGAGAGGUUUGAGAAAAAUAAGGAGUUUCUGAUGGAGGAUUAGGCGAUGGAGAAUCUGAGGUUUGGUUCUGGUUUUAAUGUGUUUUUGUUUCUACGAGGAAAUGAAAGGGUUUGAAUUUAUGUUGUUCUUGUGAAUGUAAUAAUUGUCACACUUUAUCGUAUGAUAUGAAAAUUUUAUUGUUGUUGAUUA